This is a messenger RNA of Pieris brassicae (large cabbage white), 3931 nucleotides long. RefSeq names its product phosphatase and actin regulator 4. Gene Ontology annotation, biological process: actin cytoskeleton organization. The record is from RefSeq and is a predicted model, not a curated record. The transcript has 14 exons. NCBI's taxonomy places the organism in Eukaryota, Metazoa, Arthropoda, Insecta, Lepidoptera, Pieridae. Gene Ontology annotation, molecular function: actin binding. The coding region runs from base 205 to 1989 and encodes 594 amino acids.
UCCGUUGUCAGAUAAAUCGUCGCAACAGUCUAUUUACAAAAAAAACCUUUGCUACUUUUUUAACUUUGUAGUUUGUAAACCGUAUACGCGUAAUGCAUUUGAAUUUAAAAUAAAAAGUGUUUCGUGAAUAUCAAAAACAUUUAUUGAGUCAGUUAUGGUUGUACUUGAUAAAUAAACCUAAUGAACGCCCAAUGAAACCUUUCAAUGGCUAGUGACAACGACAAAACUUCUGUUACUCAUAACUUGGAUGGGUCUUUAAAAAGUAACAAGAAACAAGGCACUGCAGCUGUUUUGAAAGGGGAAGGAGAAAAAAUUGUGUUGCCACAAAUUGGCAAAGGAGGGCGCCAUUUAUCAAUUCCAUUCGACUCUUCAACAACAAAUGGUGAACUAACCAAAAAACAAAAUGGUACAGCGGUUCGAACAAAUAGCCUGGGUUCCGGUGCGCGCACGCCACCCGCGGAGCGGACCAAGUCGAAAUUCUCAGCAUUCGGUAGACUUUUUAAGCCAUGGAAGUGGAAACGGAAAAAGAAAUCAGAAAAAUUCGAAGCUGCCUCUAGAACUUUAGAAAGGAAGAUAUCCGUCCGAGCCAAUAGAGAAGAGUUAGUCCAGAAAGGAAUUCUUCUACCAGAAAGUCCAGUCACGCCCGUACCCGAAGGCGAUGAAGAAGAAUACACAGAUAAUAGAGCUAGCGAGAAGGGUCCGACGAUAACAAGCAUGCACGCUGCUCUGCAAGCACAACUCGCGUCGCACGUCGCACAGCAGCAAGCGGCUCUAGCAGCAGCUGUUGCAGCGGCGGCGGCUGCCCACCACCACCAUCAGAAUAAUAAUAUCAUAGAACCAAAGAAAGACAAAUUGGAAAAUGGAGGUGAGCUAGUGAGACCCGAGAGGCCGAACUCGUUGUCGGCCGGCAAGCUUCCGAGGCGGAUAUGUUAUCAAGGAGACGGGGGUGGGUAUGGUGGUGGAAGCGAUGGAACGGACGGCAGUUCCGAGGAGCAACUUAUGCUUUCGGAAUUGCCGGAGCCGCCCAUCGCGCUAUCUGAAAUAGGACCCAUUCCGCCUCCGCCCAUGUUCAGCUCGCCAAGCCCAACACGGCAUCAUCACCAGCAUCCUUUGCCGCAUCCUUUAUCUGAUUCUGAAGAUGAAGACGACCAAGACGAUGAUGACGUGGAAACUCCAAUAGACAUGUCCCGAAUUGAGGAAAUCCCACCGAAGGAGCCAAUAUUCAACGCGGUUCCACUCAAAUCGGCUCUAAAGAAGCGACCAGCCCCUAACGCGUCACCCAAUCCCACGCCCAUCACAACACCGCUAGCACAGCGACAGGAUCACCAUCAUGCCACAUUCAAACGGCCGCCGCCGAAAACAAGGAUCCGCAUAUGCACAAACAGUCGGCCGAUACGUCUAGCCAACACUUUAGAAAAUAAGGAGAACGCUCGUCCAGUCCAAUGGGAAGGUGAACAUCGCGAUGAUUAUUCGAGCGAUUCGGAACGCGUCGCUGCGAAGCUCGCGAGGAAGGAAAGUCUCAAUAUCAAGUUGGCUUUGCGCCCCGAUCGACAGGAACUCAUUAACAGAAACAUACUGGUGGUGCAGAGUGAGCACGAGCGUCAGGAAUCGUGGGAAGCGAUUGGUGCUCGGCUGAUUCGACGACUGUCCAUGCGGCCCACUGCUGAGGAACUGGUCGAGAGAAACAUCCUUAAAAGUCAAUCGCCAGCUGAAGAGAAGAAACAGAAAGAAGAGAAGAAAAGAUAUCUUCUACGUAAGCUCAGCUUUCGUCCCACGGUUGAUGAGCUUAAGGAGAAGAAAAUUAUUCGAUUCAGCGACUACAUUGAAGUCACUCAAGCGCACGACUACGACCGUCGCGCGGACAAGCCGUGGACGCGGCUGACUCCCCGCGACAAAGCCGCCAUCCGGAGGGAGCUCAACGAGUUCAAGAGUUCGGAGAUGGCCGUGCACGAGGAGAGCAAACAUCUCACUAGGUUCCAUAGACCAUGACGGCUGUGCCUUACCUGUGCGACGAGAGGCGACACGAGUCGCGGUUAACACUUACCUGUGAUUCUAAUGUAUUUAUAUUGACUUCCUUCGGGAAGGUUCGCAAUAAUUACCCCACGACGGUAAAGUGUUGAUAAUUCUAAAUCGUUUGUACGUCGUGUGCGAGUUCUUCGAUCUAUAGUCACGGAUAGCGAGCCCCAAGGACAUCUUUAUGCUUACGACAUAAUUUUAAUUGCGAUCAGUUUAACGCCGGCACUUCUGUUAUCUGUGCCUAUAGUUACAGUACAAUUUAUUUUAAUUUUUUAGUUGGCAUAUAAGUACCUAUACAUUCUUCGACCUUCGCGCAAGGUUAGUGAUACUGUUUGAGAGAUUGAGUUUUUGAAGCUCGCGAUGUGGGUGUGGUCCAUCGAAUGAAAUGUGAUUUUCGUUUAGCCAUAGUUUAGCUAGUUUUAUUGGUCACAAUUUUGUUGCUUUGCCUUUGUGUUCGCCGUACUGUCGCGAUCCUUCGACUGUGGCGUGGCGGGUUAAAUUAAUCUGACUCAAUUGUAUAUUUCUAUGAUAUUAAAAUUGUAGGUCCCUCAAAAUUAAGACUUUAAUUGCAUUAUAACUGCAAAAAUGUUUUCUCGUAUGUAUCGUUUGCUCAAUGCUGGAAUUGCGGAAAUAUGAUGAACGAGCGGACAAUAAGACGAACAUACUAUUUCUCAAACUUAUGUGGUUUGGAAAUUAAGUAUUGUAAUAAAAAUACGUAUUAUUUACGGCCAAACAGAUUACAGAAACUUAACCGGAUCAUAUAUUCGAACCAAUCGUAUUUGCUUUUUAAUAAAUAGGGCUGUAUGAGAGCAUCGACUCGCUGACUUUUCUAUAGAAAACGUAUUUGACAGCCGUAUUAUAUAGAAAAUUUUCUUGGUGUAAAUCGAGUUUAUAACAAAUAAAAUAUUAACAUGUGUUUAAAGAGAAGCGUUCUUUGGUAAGCGGUUUUUGUAAAGCCGGCACAAUUGCUAAGCGACUUGACGUUAUAUUUGAAAUACAUAGCGGUAUGGAAACACUGCAAAAUUCAAUCUUUAACAUUCAUUUCAUUGGAAAAAAUGUCGCUCGUUUAUCACUUCGCAGUUUUAUCUCCGGCUUGCAACUAGAAACUUCGGCGGGAACAAUCUGUCGUUCUAGCGUAGGUUUAAUCUAGGUAAUUCAAACGUUGAACGAACUAAGAUAAUUGUUUAACUUAAACGUAGCUAAUUAAAAGAGUAAUCAUUUUCAGCAAUAAUUUGUUUAAACCCUUUUUUAUUAGUGAAGCUUCCGAAGUAUAAACGUGGUUAAAUUUUGAGCACAUAUUUUUAUAAAGUAUAAAAUACAUAAGUAAUUAAUCAAUAAAAUUGUUUGUAUCGAUAAAUCGUUUCGUACGUAUGAUAAGGUAGUCGACUUUACAGCAGUUUAUGGUUAAGACGCCAUUCCAUUUAGGAUAAUGUGGACGCCAAAAUGACGACUUAUUUUUCUAAACGUUUUUGUUAAACGCAAUAACGUAGGUGUUUAUCGAUAUUAAGAAAAUCUCCAAAGAUUUAAGCUUCAUAGGUCGCAAUUGCAUGCAUCUUUCACAUUUCGCAUUUGUGUGUUACCAUACAAUGUGAUGAAUUAUAGUUAUUAUUCUAAAUGUUAUUUUAAAUCAUGGUGCUGUCAAUUACCAUUAUUUUAUCGGUUUUAGUUUUAACACAGAAAUCGUAACAUCUUGUACAUAUGGACAGAAUCAUGUAGAAUUCAAUUUUAUCGAUAAACAUUGUAUUUCUAUAUGUAUAGAGUAAACGAUGUACAUUAUGGAAUCUCCUUAUUUCCUCUUAUAUCGCAAGUUUGAAGUUGAGUACCACAGUAAUGUACUGCUUUUAUUUUUACAUUGUAUAAAUUAUUAUUGACAUAUUGUAAUAAUUAGUUAUGUAUAAUGAUAGCCAUAAAAUUU